UCUAAAACCCUCCCAACUAGCAGCAAAAGCAUCGGCGCGUGUUAAAUCUCUCCGGCUGCUAACCGCCCACACCUCAACUCCCUCCCCGGCGACUAAACUCCACGCGCCAUAUUCCCCACUUUAGCAAACUCUUCAAAUCCCAUAAUCAAAACUCCGCGCCACUAAACCCUCUACAAACCUUACUCCCCCGUGGAGACCACGCUCCAAACUCUCUCGUUUCCAAUUGGUCAUUGCUUGCCACGCACAAGCCUCACGCGUGAGUUCAGCACUGCUGAUUUUUGUCAUAAUGCUUCGCCAACACGACUCUUUUAAACACGAAUGCAUGUGAACCGUACACCUGUAAGAUAAGGGGUAUAGUUUUGAGGGUCGUUUUUUUUUUAGAGAGAGAAUUUUUUCUAGAGAGAGAAAGAGCGUAAAAGGAGAUCUGAUCGAUUCGGUUCCAGAUUAGAGAGGAGAAAAAAAGAAGAAGAAAGAAAGGUGAAGGAAAAGCUCGAAACCCUAACCCUAAAAAGAUCGUAUCUUUCUCUAAUAUGAGCCUGUGUAUAUAGUAGUAGAUAGAUAUAGAUAGAUGGUUAUCUAUUUGCUGUUUGUGUAUAUUUAGUUUUUGAUUAGAGUGGUAGAUCGUGAAAAUUUCGAGCUCUGGUUUAGGCUUUUGUUUGGUGGUUUCUGUUGUGUCUGUUUUUGCCCUAAUUCAGCUGUGAUUUUGGGGCAAAAUUAGGGUUUUGGUGUGGUGGUCAGACAGGGAGGUGAAAAACCCUAGUAUUGGGAUUUGAAGAGAAGUUAGGGUUUUGAAGUUACAUGUAUGGCUUCGGGGACUAUAGUUGGCGAAGGAGGUGUAAAUAAUAAUGAUGGAGCAGCUACAAGAGAGAAACAGAGGUAUAGUGAGAGUAAAGUUUAUACAAGGAAAGCUUUUAAAGGACCUAAAAAUAACAUCAAUAAUAUCAACACCACCACCACCACCACCACCGUGAACCCUGCCCCUCCCACCACCACCGCCACCUUGAACCCUGCCCCUCCCACCACCACCGCCACCUUGAACCCUGCCCCUCCCACCACCACAGCGAGCGCUGCCAGUCCCACCAUCACCACCACCGCUAACGCUGCUAGUAUCACCACCACCACCGCCACAGCCACUGCUGCUCUCACCACCACCACAGCCACCGCUAACAACGCCACUGUGGACCUAAGCAUUACGAACACAACAAUUACUACCACUGAAACUGCGAGUGCUGCCAACUGCGACGACAAUAGGGACAAUGAGAAAAAUAAGAUAAAUAAGGAUGAGAGGAACAACAAGAGCAAUUCAAUUCAAGUGCCAGAAUCGCAAACCCCGGCUUUGGAAGACACGAAUUCUGCCCAGCAGCAGCCUGUUUCUCGCCUGGAAGCUAAUUCGGAUGACUCUUCUAGCCUUAAUAGGCAGCAAGGUGCAGCGGAGGUGGCUCCUAGUGGCCGGGAUGCAACUGCUGAGAAUGGGGUGGUGAAGCAAGGCUUGAAUGAUAAAGUGAAGAUAAAUUUGGCGUCCAAGUCUAAGCAGGAGAUGAAAGAGCUUAGAAGGAAGUUGGAGAGUGAACUUGAUAUGGUAAGGAGUCUGGUGAAGAAGAUUGAAGCUAAAGAAGUGCAGCUUGGUGUCAGUGAGUUAAGCAAUUUGCAAGUAUCUCUGAAUGACCGGGUAUAUAACGGAUUAAAGAGGGUUAAUUCAGAGGUUGUUUCUGUAGGUCUUUCUCAUGAUAUUACUACUCCUAUUGCUACUCCUACUCCUAGGCAGUCUAGGCCUCUGAAUCAGCUUAGUAUAUCAGUGUUCGAGAAUAGCCAGGGCGCAGUUGAGAAUGUGGAGAAAGAGAAAAGGACGCCAAAGGCAAAUCAGUUCUACAGGAAUUCAGAGUUUCUGUUGGCAAAAGACAAGUUUCCACCAGCAGAGAGUAACAAGAAGUCUAAAUUGAAUGGGAAGAAGCAAGGGGGAGGGGAUAUGGGAUUUGGGUUUGGAGCGGCAUCUAAGAUUUUCAAGAACUGUAGUGCUUUGCUUGAGAAAUUGAUGAAGCAUAAAUACGGUUGGGUGUUUAAAUCUCCUGUGGAUGUAAAGGGACUUGGUUUGCAUGAUUACUUUACCAUAAUCAAGCAUCCUAUGGACUUGGGUACUGUGAAGACGAGGCUGAACAAGAAUUGGUACAAGUCACCUGAAGAGUUCGCAGAGGAUGUCAGACUAACAUUUCAUAAUGCUAUGAGGUAUAAUCCAAAGGGGCAAGAUGUUCACGUGAUGGCAGAGAUACUAUUGAAGCUAUUUGAAGACAGGUGGGUGGUUAUAAAAUCAGAGUUUGAUCGGGAGAUGAGGUUUGUUGUUGGUUGUGGUAUUGGUAUUCCUACACCAACAUCAAGAAAAGCUCCACUACCACCCCCUCCUCUUGAUAUGAGGAGAAUUUUGGAUAGAUCAGAUUCAAUGAGGUAUCAACCUAUUGAUCCCAGAUCAAAACCUAUUAGUACGACUCCUUCAGGGAGGACCCCUGCUCCAAAAAAGCCUAAGGCAAAGGAUCCACACAAGAGGGACAUGACUUAUGAUGAGAAACAGAAGCUUAGCACAAAUCUUCAGAGUUUACCUUCAGAGAAGCUGGACAAUAUUGUCCAGAUAAUAAAGAAGAGAAAUUCAUCUCUUAGCCAACAUGAUGAUGAAAUUGAAGUGGAUAUUGACAGUGUUGAUGCGGAGACCCUUUGGGAACUGGAUAGAUUUGUUACCAACUACAAGAAGAGUUUAAGCAAGAACAAGAGAAAAGCUGAACUUGCCAGUCAAGCCAGAGCAGAAGCUGAGCGGAAUGUCCAGGAGAAGUCUUUGCAGACACCGGCAGCGGUAGUGGCACCACCACAAGGAACUAAAACAGCAGAUGAAAGGAAUGUGUCCACUUCAUCACCUGUUCAAGUGGAGAACCAGGGAGAUAAUGGAACUAGAUCAAGUAGUUCAAGCAGCUCUAGCAGUGAUUCUGGUUCUUCAAGUGACUCUGAUAGUGACAGCUCCUCAACAUCUGAAUCUGAUGUAGGGCCUUAACCAAGGAGUUGAGUAGUUAUGUUCCCAGAAAAACUUAGAGUAGAUGGUGAUCUGAUGGAACACAGGUCAUAUGAUGAUUUUCCCCGUGGAAUCUGCAAUUGGUGUACAGUUUGGAGAGGCCAGCUAUUAUUGUGCGACUGCAGAGGGUUGGGGGCGGGGUCUCUGUAUUGGGAUUGGCUUCUUGAAUCUACAAGUGGCUUAAUUUGUUUAGUCAGAAAUUUGUAUAAUAUUUUGGUAGGGGAUGUGGCGAUGAUUAGAUACAAGAGCAGAUGGUUUGUUUUCUGUAGCACGUGUACAUGGCUAACUAAUGCUACUCAUGUUAGUUUCUCCGAUAACUUUGUUGUUGAUUAUCUCCUUGCAGAUUCAGGAUUCUUUGGUGUUAUACAAAAGAUAAUCUGUAAUUCAAGCUCAUCAAGUGAUACGUAACGUAACAUUAUCUUCA
Molecule: messenger RNA, 3476 nt
Organism: Ricinus communis (castor bean)
Lineage: Eukaryota; Viridiplantae; Streptophyta; Magnoliopsida; Malpighiales; Euphorbiaceae
Product: transcription factor GTE4
Exons: 5
Coding region: 803-3034 (743 amino acids)
Molecular function (GO): protein binding
Source: RefSeq, a predicted model, not a curated record